UCGAUUUUAAAUCCAUCUCUUUAACGAUUCAGUGUGAUAGCUAUGGCUUUCGUUGAUAUAUAUGCGUAAAUUAGAGCCUGAUAUGUAUACGCCUGGGGUUUUAGUAAUAAUUGUGUAAAACUGACGAUGGUAAACCGGUUUAAGUGAAGAGUGAUCUAUCAGGAUCGGAGAGGCCUCUGAAUUUCAUCCCCGUUAGCUCGCAGGAAAAACAAACAAACAAGAAAUCGUCGCCUGCUUCCUUUGGGAGUUCGAGCCCUGUUGGCUCUUUGUCCUCAGAGGAUCACGAUUUUGAUCCAACAGCUGAGAUGUUAAUUCAUGAAUAUGACGAUGAGAGAACUUUGGAGGAGGAAGAGCUUUUGGAUGGAGAGAAGAAUUUCAGUGCAGAAUUAUCAGACUUGGAGAGGGAGGGGAACAUGCCGAUCGAGGAAUUGUUGGCUAUGUAUCGUUAUGAGGCGUCAGUCAGUACAGGGGCGGGAUCUAGCAUGGACAGUUCUUCUGUUGAACUAGCUGAUGAUCUGCCUGACAUGACCCUGGAUAAGGAGGAGAUAGCGAAAGAUCUCUUGUCAGGAGACUAUGAGGAGGAGACCCAGUCCUCUGCGGAUGAUCUGACCCCUUCUGUUACCUCCCACGAUGCCACAGACUUUUUCCCUAGAACACUCAGAUCCAAUGCAACAUAUGAUGGUGAUAAAGAAUCUGAGGGGGAGGAGGAUGGUGUGAGCAGUGAAGAUUCUAGAAAGGAAAUAAUGGUUGGGUCUCAGUAUCAAGCAGAAGUUCCCAUGGGGCUCAGCCACUACAAUGAUGAUGAAAAGGUGUACGAGGAGGACGAUCAGCUGCUGUGGUGUCCUGACGUGCUGUCAGAGUGUAAAGUGAGAGACUACCUCAAAGAAGCGCUGUCACAGUCUACAGAUGACAGCACACAAGAUCCCACAUCUGAACACAUACGAGAUAACGAACAGGCCUUGUUUGAGCUUUUGAAAUGUAAUUACGACACCCGUGAGGCACUGACGCGAUACCGCAGUAAUGUGAAGACCUCGAAGGAAGAAUCCCCACCGUGGUCAGAGGAAGAAUGUAGGAACUUUGAACAUGCGCUGCAGAUUUAUGAGAAAAACUUCCAUCUUAUUCAGAAACACAAGGUUCAGACACGGACUGUAGCAGAAUGUGUGGCUUUUUAUUACAUGUGGAAAAAGUCUGAACGGUUUGACUACUUUGCUCAACAGAACCGAUUUGGCAAGAAGAAGUACAGUUGUUACCCGGGUGUGACAGACCUGAUGGACAGACUGGUGGAUGAGGCGGAGGGUCUGGCGGUGGACAGCUCGUUGUCCGUAUGUUCAGCAGGAGCAGGGGGAAGGAUGGAGGCGUCGACAGAGCAACAGCUUGGACUGCUCAACUCCAUCACCGCCAGCGACCUCACAGCCCUUAGUAACAGUGUAGCAACUGUGUGCAACGGUCCAGGAGACAUGAGCUGUUUAGACUCCCCUUAUUUCCCCCCUCUGGAGAGUUUACACAGAGGAGCCAUGAGCCAUGAUGAUCAGCUCAACUACGCCACGAACGGAGACAGUGGCUGCCUCAACAUGCUGGAUUCUGGCUUCUACCGCUCCGAUCUGGGCCAGAUCAGCAUGUGCAGCACCAAAGACUGCGAACGGCCCUCCAAGAGGCUCAAGAUGGGCCUUUCGGACUCCUUCAUUAACGACGUGUCUGUAACUAACCUGGGCGUGGACUUCGAGGGCAGACGCGCACAUCGCAUUACAGGCGCCACAAUGGCGGUGUCGGUCACAGACUUCAGCAGCAUAGGGAGCGGCGAAGCCAACGGUUUCAUUGGCUCUCAUUCGCGACACCACCAACACACUGCACUUCAGUCCGACUGACUCCUUUCUGCCAUCCAGACACAUUCAUCCGCUCACUGACUAUUAGUUCUUUUUUAAAUUAAGAAAAAAUAUCUAUAUAUAAAUAUAUGAAUAUACUUUUUGGUCGUUUUUUGUUUUUGUAAUAUGACAUCAGUGAUGUCUUUAUUGUACAGAGCUAAGAAAUCUUGAUUUCUCAAGAGUUUAAAUAGCCAUUUAUUUUUCUGGUCCUUCAGAUAUUUAAUAUCCUUUUUGUUUUCGAUGAUAUACAGUUAAACCUAAAUGCUGGAGCUAAAGUCUCUUACUGUACUCAUCCCAACGCCUGCAUCUUUCAGUUUUGUUUUCUCACGCAAAAUUUGCUGCCGCCAAAACUGCAUUUUUCGUUGUCGUUGUUUUAGGCUUAUUAUGUAUGUGUGUCUGUUUCAAAAAUGGGUACUUUUGUCAGAGUUUACACCGCCCGAGAUAGACUAAGCCUUGGGAAAUGUAGCAUUUUGUAUAUCAGGAAACUGGCUUUUGUAAUUGAAAAUAGUGAUUUCCUUGGAGCAGAAGACCUACAUGUUUAAACAAGAGCACUUUGUAUCGUUAUUGGUUGGUGUUCGAGUUAGGAUGUUUUUAAGUGUAAGCUUUAAUAACUGUCAAUUUAUUGUGGUAAUCUGAACAUUUAAUAACUUCUUUUGAGUUUGAUCUUUUUUCAGAUUUUUUUUUUUUAAUUUUGUGCAUUACCAAAAUUUUGCUGAAAAGUUAUUUUCUUUUACAUUUUGCUUUAUUUUCAAGUUUCAGAUGAGAAGAACACAGAUUGAAUCUUUCUCAGCUGCGCACUGUUAGAAAUGUAGAUUUUCCAGUCCCCAAAGUUUCGGCUAUAGAUUUUUUUUUUUUUUUUUUGCUCCAUGAUUUGGCACUCAAAUAAUAAUAGUAAUAGUAACAUUUUAUGAGACAGAUUGGCUCUAUGGGGCAGUUGCCUGCACUUCACAGUAUUGGCAUAAAUCGUGUAUAAAUAUUAGACUGUGAGAAGCAUGCAGGAUUUUUGAUUCCCCUUUGAGCUUGCAAAGCCAUUUACAUGCUAGUCAUUACCUUCACAGGUCACUUUUACAAAUCAUAAAUAACGCCUGCUGGUGCUCUAAACUGCAGGCGCUUUAGUACCAAUUGAACCAGUGUUAUUUUUAGCUUUUUUUUUUUUUUAAGCUAUGCAUUAUGUAUAUUUUGUAGCUGCCAGGGGUACUGAGAACACCUGAAUGUUAAUUGAGCUAAUUGUUAAUCACUCUGGACCUCUUUUUAUGUUAAGCUCUCUAUCUUAAGUUCUUUACCAUUGUUGUAUAUUGUAUGCAUGAAGCAGAUUGGACUCUUGUUGAUCCUUGUUGACACAUUUAAAGCUGAUUAAUACUAAAUGCCAAAAAGCAAUCAGCUUGCCGCACUGUAUCAAAAACCGAUACUGCCUCUGAGCUCGAGUCCUUCCUGCUAUUUGCAUUUAAAACAAUUUACCAUAGAAUUAAUUGUAUACUAAAAGCCCUGACUUUGAGUAGGGUAAUGCAAAAAUGCUAAAAAGUUUUUGUUUAUGGCAAUAAUAUGUAGAUAUGUAUAGAUUGUUGUACUUCUGUAAGUCUUACAGUAUCCAUAUCUUAUUCUUGCCUUUGAUUCUUUACUGCAGUAAGAGACGUCAAAAACAUGCAUGCCGAUGGUGGUGGUUUGCAAAAAUACCACAGCAUUUAUUUUCUUUUUUUUUUUCUUUUUUUUUGAGAGAGAGAAAGAGAGAUGUGUAGAAAUGUGUGGCACAUGCUUUUUGGACACUCCCAUUUAAACCCAUUUGUUCAUCUCUUUGCUCAGUAGACUGAGGAGUUUCAUUCGUUCAUCGUGAUUCUUACAUCCUUGAUACAUAACGGCUGCUAAUAGUAAUGUGAAGAGUCUAUUUUCUAUUGAAUGCACUGCAGUUAUAAGUUGAGUUGAAAGAGUCUUGUGCAUCUACAUAGUGAAAAUGUAGGGACGUACUUGUUAGUAGCAUGUUUGGAGCUGCGAUUACAGAAGCUGAUUGAAAUGGAUCCAUAGAUGCUAUUAUUCCUUGACGAGAUAGAAAGCACUACAAAGAGUUUAUCUCUGUCAGUCUUUUUUGUUCAGAUGUUUUCAGUGUCUACAUCAAGCAGAGAAGUUUAUCAUGCACAAAUGUAGUACUUGGUGCUCAUAUAAAAAGUUUUUUUAUUUUCAUACUUAAAGUCUCUGUGCUCCUACUAUUCUGUAUUAGUACUUUUUAUAAAUGAAACGGUGAACUUCAGCAAGAUUUGCUGAAGUACACUGACAGUAAUUUUACCCCCAAAUGUUUUGCAUAUUGUUUCAUUUUAAAGACAAGCUAAAAUACCAGAAUGUACAGGUUGUUUUGACCUAUAGAAGUAAAUGUUUUACAUCUUAAAACUAUUGAGAAAAGUUUGGUAAAGUGGAUUUGUGUGUUUUAUUAUGUAUUUAAUUUAGACAUUUUAAAGAAUUAGUAAAUGGAGGUUUUUACAUUCAACCAUGGAGGAGGAGGACAAUGGUAAAACUUGUGAAUAAAACCAACAAAUCCUAUAAAUGUAUAUCCAUAUAUACAGACAAUCAUAACAUUUAAUUACAGAAGUAUUCAGAUAUCUCUAUUGUUUAUAAAAUAUGUACAUAUAAUUGUAUUGCUUUUUGGUUGGUUUUUCAUUAUUUUGUAUUUUUGUUGUACUUUAUUACUUGGUGUAAAAAGCUCCAGAAAUAAAAGCUCUGGAAACAAA
Megalobrama amblycephala (Wuchang bream) is the source of this 4579-nucleotide messenger RNA. RefSeq names its product mesoderm induction early response 1, family member 3 b (gene mier3b). NCBI's taxonomy places the organism in Eukaryota, Metazoa, Chordata, Actinopteri, Cypriniformes, Xenocyprididae. The transcript has 13 exons. Gene Ontology annotation, biological process: negative regulation of transcription by RNA polymerase II. Gene Ontology annotation, cellular component: nucleoplasm. Gene Ontology annotation, molecular function: histone deacetylase binding; transcription corepressor activity. The coding region runs from base 306 to 1865 and encodes 519 amino acids. The record is from RefSeq and is a predicted model, not a curated record.